Messenger RNA from Dicentrarchus labrax (European seabass), 3820 nucleotides. It is a transcript of the gene qsox1, whose product is annotated as quiescin Q6 sulfhydryl oxidase 1. Gene Ontology annotation, molecular function: flavin-dependent sulfhydryl oxidase activity; protein disulfide isomerase activity. Gene Ontology annotation, biological process: protein folding. The record is from RefSeq and is a predicted model, not a curated record. The transcript has 13 exons. NCBI's taxonomy places the organism in Eukaryota, Metazoa, Chordata, Actinopteri, Moronidae. The coding region runs from base 165 to 2615 and encodes 816 amino acids. Gene Ontology annotation, cellular component: Golgi membrane.
GAAGAGGGGGGUACUUUGUUAUGAGUGGUGUUUUUAUGAGGCUGUAGGACAGGGGGAGGACCCAGUGCUCAGGAAAAAGGAGAGGGAGAAAAAGUUGUGAGAAGUUUCUGGAGGAGGAAACUCGUUCAGACCGACGGUUCGCGGAGGCAGCUCGGACGGGGAAGAUGGCGCGGCGCUGCGGCCGUGCCACGUCUCGGUUUACGGGAGAAAUACAAAUAUAUCCCAGACAGGCAGCGACAUUUGCGGUUUGGUUGUGUUUGUGUGUCGUUUUUCCUCCUGUCGCGGAGGCUGGACUUUACUCAACUUCUGACCAAGUCAUCCUGUUAACUCCGGAUAAUGUGGAAUCGGUUUUGGUGAACUCCACAGCUGCUAUAGUGGCGGAGUUUUACGCUUCGUGGUGCGGACACUGCGUCGCCUUUUCUCCGGUUUACAAAAGUCUGGCCAGAGACAUUAAAGAGUGGAAGCCAGCUGUGGACCUGGCAGCUAUUGACUGUGCUGCAGAGGAGAACAGGAAGGUCUGCAUGAGGUUCGGCAUCACAGGGUAUCCCACAAUAAAGUUCUUCCAUGCUUAUUCCAAAGGUGAUUCUAAAGAGCAAACUUUUAAAGCUUUCCCUCGUGAUGUUCGGGGGCUCCGUCACAAGAUCAUAGACAAACUUGAAGCCCAUGAAGAUCCCUGGCCCCCUGCCUGCCCCCCACUGGAGCCCACAAGCCAAGCAGAGAUUGACAGCUUCUUUGAGACCAACAACGUUCAACACCUGGCUCUGAUCUUCGAGGACGCUAAAUCCUAUGUCGGCCGCGAGGUAACUCUGGACCUGUUACAGUUUGAGAAUGUUGCAGUGCGAAGAGUCCUGAACACUGAGGAAGAUCUGGUUACCAAACUGGGAGUGACUGAAUUUCCAUCCUGCUACCUUUACUAUCCUGGAGGCAACUUCACCAGGCUCAAUGUCAACGUUGAGGCUCGUACUUUCUUCUCUUACGCCCUCCAGAGGCUGCCGGGGGUGGUGCGGUCAGGGAAGCCUCCACCGGACUCCAUAAACAUCCACACCAACAACACAGAGGAGCCCUGGAGACCCUUCAACAAGUCCAGGCUGUACAUGGCAGACCUGGAGUCAACGCUGCACUACUCUCUGCGUGUGGAGCUGGCUGCUCAUACUGUGAUCAAAGGAGAUGCGCUGAUUUCUUUCAAGAAGUACAUCUCUGUCCUGGCGAAGUACUUUCCAGGCCGUCCAGUGGUGAUGAACCUUUUGAGGUCUGUAAACUCUCAUCUUCAGAACCAGACUGGUGAUGAGAUCUCCUAUGAGGAACUCAGAGAGAUGCUGGAUAACCCGGCACAGUCUCCAGACACUGCUUUGCCCGAAGGACAGAGGUGGGUGGGCUGUCAGGGUUCAAAACCCUACCUAAGACGUUACCCUUGUGGGGUGUGGACCCUCUUCCAUGUUCUCACUGUCCAGGCCAAGAACGCUGGAGGCACAGAUCCCAAGGAAGUGCUGACUGCGAUGAGAAACUAUGUCCACAACUUCUUUGGCUGCAGACCGUGUGCUGAGCACUUUGAGAACAUGGCAAGGGAGAGUCUGGUGGAGGUGAGCUCGUUGUCGUCAGCGGUCCUGUGGCUUUGGUCCAGACACAAUCGGGUCAACAACAGACUGGCAGGUGCUCUGAGUGAAGACCCCAGCUUCCCAAAGAUCCAGUGGCCUUCACCAGAAAUGUGUCCAGCCUGCCAUACAGUGAGGGAGAACGGGGAGCACAGGUGGAACGAUGAGCAGGUUCUCUCCUUCCUCAUGUCCUACUUCUCGUCCAAAAGUAUCCUCACAGACUACCUCGACGAUGAAAGCCAGGUCCUGGCAAAACAGAGGGAAAAACAUGAGAAGCAGCAAGCUUUGGAAGCUCAGAAAUGUUUAGAGAGGAAAGCCAGGGAGGCCUUGGACUCCAUGACAAAUCCAUCACAACCCACUGUGCAAGAAGAGGAGGAGGAGGAGGAAGAGGGGCUGCAGGAUGAAGCAGUGGCAGAUGAAGAGGAGGAAGGUGGGGAGGGAGCAGCAGCAGCAAAUGAGAUGGACGGUAAUAAAUCCGAGCCGACCCCCUGGUCCAAACCUGAAUUGGAGGUGGGUAGAGGCCGGCGGCAGGCCCACGGGAGGCCGAGCAUUGUGGGGAUGAGGAUGCGAGAGCCGCAGGAGGACAUCGUGGAUCUCGACUCAUUUGUCAACCAGCACUACAAGGCCAAAGCGCUGCGGGUGGCUGCCUCCAGCCGGAUCAAACGACGCACCCUGCAGAGGAAAGAGGAGCAGGAGCCCGGGCCUGUGUUUGGGCUCGGCAUGGAGCUGGACGCAGGGCUCGGGAUGGUGGGCUUGCAGCCUAUAGAAGCAGACUUUGAGCUGGACGUGGGGCAGCAGAGAAAGCGACUGCAGAAGCGAGACCUGACAGGCCAGUACUUUGUUGAGGAGGCCGAGUUGAGCCACAGAGGACGCUGGAUGUCUGUGCUGAGCAUUGGAUUCUCCAGAUUGGACAUCAGCUUAUGUGUCAUUCUUUAUUUCCUGUCCUCCAUGUGUCUUCUGGCCAUGUACCUUUUCUUCAAAAACCGCCUCAGGCUACGUCGAGCUAAAGUAGCCCUGCCCUGAACCAAAGUGCAUUCAAAUUUCCCCUGAGUUAGCAAUGAUUAACAUUCAUUAGGUUCAUGUAGGCUAGUGUUGGGGUUAGUGUAAGGGGAUGUGUCAAGAUUAGUGCAAUCUUAGGUGGUCCACUUAACUGUUACCUACAGCCAAAGUAGGCGACAGCGUGUUUUACCCUAAAUGGUUGUUAUGUCUAACUGGAGGAGGAGAAGGGAAAAUUAGCAUAUUGCCUUCAAAAUCUUUGAAAAUCGGGUCAGUUAUUCAACCUUACAAUUAAUCGGGCCUCCAGAGCUUUUCAGGCAUCACCUCAACUGUGGAGAAUCUGUGCAUAUAGAUUUAUAUUUCCAUAAGUGGGUUUCUGUUUGGGGCUUGUGCCUGAUAAUCGUGUGCUUUUGAUUUUGUUUGACCACUUAUGAAGGAUGAAAUUAAACCCAGUGAGAUGAAUGAGGAUUUUUUUUAUUUGUAUGAAGACUAAUUUUUUUUUUUUUACUAAGCGAUUUUUGUUCUUUGUGAUUUCUUUUUUUUUAAUAUAUAUCUCACAGUAGGGUGAAGACUGUAGGAGGUCUUUUACGUCCCUCUGUACUAUGACCAAAUAAAUUUCAGUCCCAAUUUUUUGAUAUUUAGUAAAAACUAUUUGAAUCAUUUGAAUUUAAUACUCAAAUACUUGAUUGUUCUCUUGUUUACAUUAAUUCCAAUAAAUUAGAGAUUAAUUGUUUUUCCCUCCAAUCAAUCUCUGAGAGUUUUGUGUUUAUCAAGUUUUACAUUUCUGCGUUUCAUUUAAAAAUCAGAUGGUAAUCCCAGUCCCUAAGAGCUUUGUAGGUUUUUACAGUUUGUCGAAGUUGCAUCAUGUUGCAUCAUGUUGUUGAAUACUGUGACUGGACGAGCAGGUCCACUCUAACUUUCACCAGAGGAGAGCAGAUCAGCCCUUUGUUCUUCAGCUCCUUUACUUACUGUACGUUACACUGAGCGUUAUUAUGUCACGUCUUUGAAUAUUACAUCACACUGCUGAGUCCACAUAACAGCUACUCUGGUUGUUUAUGAAGUGUUGUGGAGCGACGCAUAUGUUCACACUGGACAAGGUUUUAGAAUAAGCAGGAUUUGUUUUUGGCUUGUGUCCACGAUGUAAAGCUUCGGCUGGUCAUCUCAAAAACACUGUUUUUUUCUGUUUGCUUCUUUGCUUCUGUCUGAAUCAAUAAAAUUAUUUUUGAUAAGGA